GUGUGAGGACGAACAUUGUAUAAAGUUUUUUUUAGCGCUGUUUUGGCAGUGGUAAAUUUUGAAACCGUGUAAUAUAUUAAAUAAUAUAGUAACAUCCCCAUAUGUAUAUAUCGUCAUACCUACAAAUAUACAAAGUUAUGUACCUAUGUAUAUAAAGAAAAAGAAAAGCAAUAAAUGGUGUUUAUAAGAAAAAUAUACUUAUUGUACAAAUAUAUAUAAAACAGUACCAAAAUACAUAUAUAUUGGGAUUCUGCUAAAAUUUCAUUAAAAUUAAGUGAAAAUUUGUUGAUAUUUUAUUCUUUUCGUGGAAUUCGUGAAAUGAAAUGGAAAUUUUUAGAAUUAAAGUGUAAUUUUUCAUGAUAUUGGGAGCUCCACUUUUUUUUUUGUGCACUAAAUGAAAAAAUUGUCUGAAGUUCUAUUUUCUGUUCAUAAUUUGGAAUGCUGUCAAAUUUGUCUUAUUAGAAAUUUUAUCACUAUAUUUAUGCAAAUAUAAAAAAGAUGGUUAAGACUGAUAUACUGAAGGAUUCUGAAGGAUAUAUAUUGGAAUACGAUAACGACAUAGGCGAAGAUGAACGGAGAUUUUACUUAAAGCUAUUUCCUUGUGUUGAUUUAGUUAAAGAUAAAAAAACACAUUGCACGUCAUGUAAUGUUCAUUUGGGUACAGCUCCAGCAAAUGAAUCCAACAUUUUCAUGCAUCCGAUUCUUAAAGUGUCGCAAUGUAAGAAAUGUAAUGAGUUUUACAAUAGCGGUGAGUUCAGCAAAGGUGAAGAUGGAAGUGAACUUUAUUGUCGUUGGUGCGGUCAAGGUGGUGAAGUGUAUUGUUGCGCUAAAUGUCCUUUUGUCUUUUGUCGAGCUUGUAUUUCAUUAAAUUUGGCAAGAAGUUUAGUAGCUGACAUUCGAGACAACGAAAAUUGGAACUGUUUUGUUUGUUCGCCGAAAAUUACUUGGCCUAUCAGAGCAACACACUGGGCUUUGAAAAAUUAUAUUUCAAAACAAAAAAAACACAUUAAAAGUACAAUUAAUAAUGAAACUGAACAAAGGCGUCUUUUGAGAAAAGAUUCAAGUACAUGUUGCUUCCAAAGCAAAAAUAAUGACGAAACUCAUACAUCUAAGGACUGCGAUACACUUCUAUCCCAAAAACCUAAUCUAGUUGUGUUAAAGAAAAGAAAAGCUGAAAAUGAUAUUUCAAACAGUGAUGAACCAAAACCAAAACAGCAAUCAGUUCCGUUGUUAUCAAAAACCAUUUCCCUUUCUAAUGUUUCAUUGCCAAAACAGACACAAGUAAUCGCUACAAAUACACCAACAAAUAGCACUUUGAGUUCUGCUAAUUUAAUCCAGACAGCUAAAGCUCCUUUUGUAUUAAAUAACAGUGUAACUGUGCAACUAAAUAAAACUUUAGUUCCCGUGGGGCAGACAUCACGAGCUUUGACGAAUUGUCACGUCAAACCACAAAAUACCACUGCAACGCAAUCAAAUCAAUCUGCUGUUAAAAUUGUUCAACUUCAGCAAGGUGGGCCAAACCAACAAUCCCGAAUGCAAAUGCAGUUAGGAUCAAAUCCACCGCCGUUGAUAAUACGAAAUCGUGGUGUCCAAAUUCGGCCACAUAUUAACGUUGUUAGUACCCCUUCUCAAAGUGUUAAUUCGAAUCAGCUUAACCGAACAACAACAACGGUUCAAUUAGGUAUGAGACAGCCAAGUGAUCACGCUCCUGUAUAUCAUAAUAUCGGUGGAUUUUGUAUUGAUCUCAAUUCGGCAGCUCAACAUGAUUCCAUUAGAUUACCAAAUGGAAAACUAAUUCAAGUAAAAAAGUCAACGACAAAUAACUCCAGUCAAAACUCAAAUUUGCGCCAACAAAUACCUAGUGGCGUUUUAACUCCAAUUCUUAACCAACCCCAACACCAAUUUACAAUCACUCAAAGUGCUGCGCCCGUGCAAAAUCAAAUUAAUAACGUAAAUUCUAUUCAAUCAACGGCACCUCCUCUACAAUCACUUCAGCAACCGCAGAGUAUCCAAACAGUUCCCGCUUCUACAGUAUUACCGAACGCAACUGGGCAAGUUCAAAUUAUUAAUGGUAAUAUAGUUCAAACAAUGGCUGGAAAUAUAAGUACUCAAGUUAGACCUUUACUGGUUAAAAAUUUGUACCCUAAUACACCAAUCGGUAAAGCUCGAAGUCAACUGCAAAAUCAAAUUUUUAGUGCAAUGGAAAUUUGUCAACAUUUAAGUAGUAAACUUCAAACAUUAACUAAUUCUAAUCCAUACAAAAAUGCAAGUACUGUAGGAGAUGUGAAAGAACUGUAUAUACAUCUUUCUUAUUUAUUCACUUAUGGUAUAGGGCGCUUAAAAAGUUUACAAGAUAUAUGCAAUCUAUUUAAAGGCCAGCAAACAGCAGAAAAUUGCUCAAGUGAUGGCGACGAAGAUGAAAUUGAAAUUGUUGAGCCCAAAACAACUACAAUAGAUUUAGAUUCUGAUAAUGAAGAUGUUGAAACGAUUCAAAAAUCAGUGAACACUCAAAAAGAAAAAAAUUCAAAUAAAACUAAUUUACCGAAUCUAACUGUGCGAAAGCAAACCCAAAAUCUACAACGCAAGACUACCACACCCGAAAUUCGUAGUGUUAGUCUCCAAUCAUCCCAAAAAAACAACGCAAAAAGUCAAGGUACUAAAGUACAAAUUCCUACAUCAUUACAACAAAAAGCACAAGAUAAUUUAGCAGAUCAAUCAUCCAGAUCGCCAGAUCAAAUAGGAAGUGAUGACGAUUUUAACCCUUUAAGUGUAUUAGCCUGCAUGCUUGAAGUAGAACUAACCGAAGGUAGUGAAAAUACGGUAAAACCCAUAUCAACCCCAAAAAAACCAAGGAAAAAAGUGACUCAUCGUUCUAAUCCAAGUUUAAUUAGGAAAAAAAGAGAAAUUGAAGUAGAAAAAUUGAAAAGAGAUGAUUUAAAGUUGAAGCAAAAUUGUAGAGUUAAAAUAACACCUUUGUGUAUGGAUUCAAUAUAUUAUCGAGAAACCUUAGAACGCUAUAAAAAAUAUAGAGAAAAUUUGGAGAAAAGAGAGAGUAACGAGAAAAUGGAUAUUCAAAAUGAACAGGAAUUAUAUAAUUCAAAUAAUGAACAUAUGAAAAACACUUCUGAAAAAGAAGUUUGUUCAGCGUUCAAUAGUGAAAACAACAAAAAUAAAAAAGCCGAGAGUAGCAAUCAAUUUCGUAAUUUACAAAAUAACGAAUCUGAUAACAAUAGGAAUAAAGAACUCACUGAGGUUGAAAAUAGGGAUCAAGUUAAAAAUUUACAAAGUAAGGAACAUAAAACACAAGAAGAGGUUGAAAACAAUAUUCAUGUAGAUAAUUUACAAUUCAAUGAAAAUAGCCAAGUUGCUGAUUUACAAAAUAAAAACUAUACCAGUAGAGAAAGUAAGCAAUCUAAAAAGGUUGAAAGAAGUAAUCAAUCUGAUCAUUCAUGUAAUAAGGAAUUGAGUAAUAGGGAAAAUGAGCUUAACAAGGUGAAAAACAAUAAUCAAUUGAACAGUUUACAAAAAAAAGAUUCAAAAGACUUAAGAAAUGGCAGUCAAACUAAUAAUAUACAAAAAAAAAAAGAAGAGAAGCUAAAUUUAAAAACUUCUAUUAAAACUGAUCUGUGUAAAAAAAAUGGAAAAGAUUUUCCAGAAAAAUUUGUAGAGCUUUCUAAGACGUGUGAAUUUGUUGCUAAAAUUGAACUGAAUCAGAACGACAAACUUUCUGAACCAAAACUGUCACUGUCAAGUGAAGUAAUUAUUCACACCAAGGGGAACUUUAAGGACGAAGAAAAAUCAUCACUCACAAUUCUUGAGGAAAAUGAAAAAUCAAAAGAUAAGGUAAUUUAUUUACACGAAAAAAAUUUAGAAAUUGAAUCAAUUCAAAACAAGGAAAAAAGUGAGGAAGGUGAUCUAAAUCUAAAUAAUUUCCACGAUUCAGAUAUCAUUCCAGAAGAAGAUAAAAUUCAUAAAGUUGAAUUGCGAAAGAGUUUAGAAGUUGAAUCAAAUCAAAAUAAGGUAAAAAGUGAAGAAGGCGAUCUAAAUCUAAAAAGUUCAUACUUUUCAGAUAUCAAUCCUGAUAAAGCUGAAACGCUGAAUGAUUUGAAUUUAAGUACGAAUUUAGCCGAAAAAUCAAAAUGUAUUGAACUCAAUCAAAGUAUAAAUAUAUCAGAAUUAGAAAUAAGAAGUGAAAAUGAAGUAAAUUUCGAAAGUGGGGAAAAGGAGCAAGAUAUGAUCAAAAAUAUUGAAAAUAAUAAAUCCACGAAUUUAAUAAAUAAUAAAGAAAGUCCCAAUUUGAAUAUUUUAAAUAGUUCUAAAAUAUACUCACGGCCUGACUUAUCAUUGUCAAAUUUUCAAAGUGAGGAGGAAAAUGAAAAUAACAUUGAGCAAAAAGGAACUGAAAAUUCAACACAAAAAACCGAAAAUAAACCCGUUGAAAGUAAAAAUCGAGAUAUAAAUUUCAAUAAAGAAGAAAUUGACGUAGAACUUUCUUUAGGAAAAAAUCUAUCUUCAGAAACACAAUUAUAUAAAACUGAAAACAAUUGCAAACAACAUAGUAAGGAUAAACUAGAAAAAAAUGAAAAUGCCUCUACUUUAGUAGGAGCGCAAAAUAAUGAAAAUCGGACACUUGAUGCAGGUGAUCCUUUGGAAAAGAAUAGCGUAAUUUCAACAACAGCCAUCAAAAUUGUGGAAGAUGCCUCAGAAAAAAAUGAAAUUCCACAUAAGAAAGAGACGAACUCACGGUUGACGACAGAAGUAUGUGUGGAAGAUAAUUUGAACCUAUCGAUUGGAAUAAAAAAUAUCGAACUAAGCGAAAAUGAAAAAGAGAUAAACACUACUAAAAGUGGUCCCGUUAUGAAGGAUAAGAAAUAUGAUGAAGCAAAUUUUGAAAAUAAUAGCGAUGCUAAUAAAUUUGAGAAUGUUCUUAUAAAAAAAACUGAAAUGAUAGAAUCUUAAAUAUUGUAUAUUUAAAUGAAGUAUUUUUAGAAUUUUGUUUCAAUUAACUUAAUAUUUGAAAUUAAAACUAGCGGAAUGUAUGUAUUUGUGUACGUAUACUAUGCUAAAAUGAAAAAUUUUAUUUUUUUUUUAUUUUUUCGUUUUUGAAAAUCAAUUCGAUUAAAUAUAAGUUAUCUGUUAUUCAGUUAAAUAAAUUAUAAAUUAAAACUAUUUUUAUCAAUAAAUUUAAUUGAGAAAUUUUUAAAAGAAAAUUCUUAAUCAAAAAUAGGAAUAAGUAAAAUUUUUUUAAUAUGCAGAAGUUAUGAUUUUGGCGAUUUUUAAAAAUUAUUUAGUAAAUAAAGGAUUUAAGUCUAUAAACAUGCUUUUAGUUUUCUUAAAAAUAAAUAUAAGAGAUAAUAGCUACAAUUUGUGAUUCACAAUUUUUAAGUUAAGUGGUUUAAUAUCGUGUUAUAUUGCAAAUAGUUAAUGAGAAAGUGCUCUCAAGGGACGUCACUACUAUAAAACGUAUAGUUUCUUUAUUUUUGAAAUUCGCCAUUUCAAAAUACUCAGUCUUUUUAGAAUAAACAGGUUUGUAAAAUUACAAAUAUUGUAAAAAAUAUUAAAUAUUGUAUAGCUACUUUUUGUAUUUAUAAAGCGAAGCUAUUAUUUUCUUAACCGUCGUUCAUUU
Messenger RNA from Condylostylus longicornis, 5626 nucleotides. RefSeq names its product transcriptional regulator ATRX (gene ADD1). The record is from RefSeq and is a predicted model, not a curated record. NCBI's taxonomy places the organism in Eukaryota, Metazoa, Arthropoda, Insecta, Diptera, Dolichopodidae. Bases 499 to 4959 code for a protein of 1486 amino acids. The transcript is spliced from 4 exons.